CCUCGGUGCGCAACCAGUUCACCAUACGCUGAGAACCGUACGCCUCCAAGGGUGCAAAAACUAUUACAUAUAUGCCACGUCGUGUUGUUUGUGAAGGGCGGGAGCAGCAUGUUGAGGAGGAAACACAGAACAGCUGCAGAGGGAUCGGCUGGAAGGUGCUCUUCCUGGCUCAUCGUUCAGAUGAGAUGCAGCGGUAAAUAAUGAUCAUCCAUCUCCAGUGAAGGCAGCCGAACAGUCCCGGUAGUCUAUCGCUUCACAGUUGAAAAAAUUCACGAGAGACACAAAUUGUAGACCCUCCUGCUCUUCGCCAUCAGCAUGCGGUGACUGGGGUCUGAAGACCCACUGUGUCCGGCAGCAGAAGGCAGCUUAGAUGAAGGAUGAAGAGCCCAGUGCACAGAUACAGGGACGUAGAGCAUGGGCGUGGUCAUUCCGGGGAUAAGGCAGGAGUAAACUGCCUACAGGCUGGGCAGCAAAUCCCCAUUUCCAAAGAUGUUAUCACUUCCUCCUCUGCCUCUGCCAUGUGGUUCAUCUGGGAUGCCUGCGGCAUAGUGUGUGGGGUCAUCACCUGGCUGCUGGUGUUGUAUGCCGAGUUUGUGGUGCUGUUUGUAAUGCUGCUGCCCUCCAAGAGUCUAACUUACUGCAUUAUGAAUGGGACUUUGUUCAACACACUUGCCUUCCUUGCCCUCUCCUCACACCUCAGAGCCAUGUGCACUGAUCCUGGGGCCGUACCUAAAGGGAAUGCUACUAAGGAAUACAUAGAAAGCCUUCAGUUGAAACCAGGGCAGGUGGUCUACAAAUGUCCAAAGUGCAGCAGCAUCAAGCCUGACCGAGCACACCACUGCAGUGUUUGCAAACGCUGUAUACGGAAGAUGGACCAUCACUGCCCCUGGGUCAAUAACUGUGUUGGGGAGAGCAACCAAAAGUACUUUGUGCUUUUCACAAUGUAUAUUGCACUCAUCUCUCUCCAUGCUCUGGUCAUGGUGGUCUUCCAUUUCCUCUAUUGCUUUGAAGAUGAUUGGACAAAGUGCAGCUCCUUCUCUCCCCCUGCAACAGUCAUCCUCCUCAUAGUCUUGUGCUUUGAGGGUCUCCUCUUCCUCAUCUUCACCUCUGUGAUGUUUGGCACCCAAGUCCAUUCCAUCUGUACCGAUGAGACCAAUGGUACCUUUAUAUUUAAAAACCAGACUGGACAAAGUAAACACCUUUUGAGUUUUUAUAACAACUGAAGGAUACCACAGGUUCUUUUUCACGUUUGGAGGUGAGAGGCAUUCAGGUGCAACAUGCAACCACUAGAUAUCACUAAAUUCUACAGACUGAACCUUUAUUAUUUUUAAUAAUGCAGGAAGUUAGAGGUUUCCCUGCACAAUUUACAUCUGUCCUAUCCAAGCAAAAUUGGUAUUUCACAAUGAAGUAUCCUGAACUGAAUCGAUAUAUUGAACGAAUUGAAAAUCAAAUCAAAUCAAUAUCUUGUGAAUAGGAAUUGAAUCGGUUUGGCAAAUCACUGCCGAUACCCAGCCUUAGUCGAGAAAUUACUAAUGUAUUUGGGAACUGUCAAGAAAAGGUAUAAUAGGUGUAUUGUUGCGGUGCCAAAAGGAUCAGUGAAAAAUCAUAGUUGCACUUAACUAAUGUGCUGGUGCACCAGUGCAAUCAGAGUAAAAUUUUAGUCUGGAGCCCUUAUCUUAAUCGCAAUAUAAUGGCCUUUUGGAGUUUUCACAGCAGUCUGUGACAUCGACAUAUGGCAGCUAUCAACUACUUGAUAAUACAUCUCCUGGGUUCCAAUGUAAUUACUGAGAUAUGAUGACCUGAGUCGUAACCAACCAGAAUUUAAAUUAAGUAUUCUGUGAAUAUCGUGUGAAGACUAUGUCCACUUUGUCACAAAUGGUAAUGGGAAAUGGUCUGUAUUUUUGUGGCUCUUUUAUAGUCAUGACCACUCAAAGCUCUUUACAUUACAGUUUUGACAUCAACCCAAUUAAACACAUUCACACAGUGCAUAUAUGUGCAGAACUAUCAAACAAUUAUACACUCCCAGUACAGCCGUUACAGACAAUUUGAGGUUCAGAAGCUAGCCCAAGGCACACGGAAUGGGGGAUACAGGGAUCUUCUGGUUAGUGGAUGACCUGCUAAACCUCCUGAGCAACAACCACCCCCUUCAGACAACAGAAGUAGAUCAAUAUAUCACUAGAAGCCUGAAUUACUUGGCUUUUGGCACAGUGGUUUCCCUUCCCUCAUAUUUAGCAGUUUGAAUGAAGUGAUAUUUUCAUUUCGAUUUAUUGACAGGGUCUCAAAAGCACACCUACUGAAGUUUGGUUAUCUUUC
Platichthys flesus (European flounder) is the source of this 2313-nucleotide messenger RNA. RefSeq names its product palmitoyltransferase ZDHHC3-like. The record is from RefSeq and is a predicted model, not a curated record. Bases 378 to 1223 code for a protein of 281 amino acids. The transcript is spliced from 7 exons. NCBI's taxonomy places the organism in Eukaryota, Metazoa, Chordata, Actinopteri, Pleuronectiformes, Pleuronectidae. Gene Ontology annotation, molecular function: protein-cysteine S-palmitoyltransferase activity. Gene Ontology annotation, biological process: peptidyl-L-cysteine S-palmitoylation; protein targeting to membrane. Gene Ontology annotation, cellular component: endoplasmic reticulum; Golgi apparatus.